Danaus chrysippus (African queen) is the source of this 357-nucleotide messenger RNA. The record is from the annotation of a GenBank genome assembly. Lineage: Eukaryota; Metazoa; Arthropoda; Insecta; Lepidoptera; Nymphalidae.
AUGUCAACGAGACCCUACACGCCAGCUCUAUACACAUACGAGCGAUUGUCACAUCCACAACCUUGCCUUUCACCGAUACCAAAAGUUCGCAACAAGUCAAAUCAGCUGAUUACCAAACUUUUUCCGAUGUUUAUAUUCCGUAACGGAAAGUUCUCACUGAAAACGUAUCGCGACAUCUUUCAGAUAUUGACACUAUCGAGACAUAGAUCUCCCCUAAUCAAAGCGGACGAUCAUUUGUCAUCGGCGAGUGCAUCGGAUGCACUUCCGUCGGCGCGCACUGUACAGACGGCCUUCGACUUGCGUACCUGGACUAGUCUGCCAGCUGAGACCUCCGACGAACAUCUUCCUGCAAGAUAA